AUGCGGAAGAUAAGUGUCCCAUCAAAGGGUGAACGCCGCAGGGGAAUCCCGGUCGAGGUGUCACGCAACCCAAAAGUCUUCUUUGAUAUAUCAAUCGAUAACAAACCAUCCGGGAGGAUAAAAAUGGAACUGUACGCAGACACGGUGCCGAAGACCGCCGAAAAUUUUCGGGCCCUUUGCACAGGCGAGAAGGGCCGAGGCAAAAGUGGAAAGCCGCUCCACUACAAGGGAUGCGUGUUCCAUCGUGUUAUACCGGGAUUUAUGAUUCAAGGCGGUGACACUACGCGGGGAAAUGGGACGGGCGGAGAGUCUAUUUACGGCAUGAAUUUCCGAGAUGAGAGCUUUUCCGGCAAGGCUGGCAAACACACUGGGAUCGGCUGUCUAUCGAUGGCGAACGCUGGGCCGAACACCAAUGGAUCGCAAUUUUUUAUAUGUACUGCCAAUACGCCGUGGCUGGACGGCAAGCAUGUUGUUUUUGGCCGAGUCACGGAGGGUAUUGAUGUCGUGCGGAGGGUUGAACGGUUGGGCUCCGAGUCUGGGAAGACACGUGGCCGGAUCAUUAUUGCCGACUGCGGUGAGCUUGUGGUGCCAGAACCGAAGGAGCAGCCGACCAAACAAAAGGACGAGGUGAAGAAAGAUACAUUAACCGCCUCAAAUGCCGAAGCCACCGCUAAGAAGCGCCCCCGUGACUCUAAUGAAGAGUCUGAUGAAGUCAAGAAGCGCAUUCAGGAAAAGAAAGCCAAAAUUGCUCAACUUCGUGAGCAGCUGGAGAAAUAA
This is a messenger RNA of Trypanosoma cruzi, 777 nucleotides long. Its product is annotated as cyclophilin, putative. Gene Ontology annotation, molecular function: peptidyl-prolyl cis-trans isomerase activity. Bases 1 to 777 code for a protein of 258 amino acids. NCBI's taxonomy places the organism in Eukaryota, Euglenozoa, Kinetoplastea, Trypanosomatida, Trypanosomatidae. The record is from RefSeq and is a predicted model, not a curated record. Gene Ontology annotation, biological process: protein peptidyl-prolyl isomerization; protein folding. The transcript has a single exon.